UUCAGAUUUUAAAUGGUGGAUACACUUGCAGUAAAGACCAGAAACCAAAUGUCUGAGGCUUAUUCAAAAUUGGAACCAAGGUUCUAAGGGAAUAAUUUUAAUGAACUGUAAAUACUUGCUGGUACUUCUGAGGAAACUCACCAGUUUCCUGUCUAAAUUGGGCCUAACGCUACAUCAGUAACAGCGCAGGAGCAAGUAUGAAGAAGACUGCUGGCUGCCCUGAGAUGGCUAUGGCAACUUGGAAAGAAGAGCCUUACCUUGAUGUUGGCAAUGUUUACUAAGGGCAGCUGGUCAGAACACAAAACGAAGAUGGACUUUUGUGCAACUAGUAGCGACAAAACACAAGUGGAAGUACUAUUAAUUUUAUCUUGAAAUUAACAACUAAAUGUAUAUUCACCUUGGGACUCAAACCACAGAUUGCUCUCGGAAAUUCUAGAAAUCCAGUCAAUUUAAUUGCUGUUCAUCCUUGCUUUCAUUUCUUCUAAGUGUGCACAGUACGAUCCAGAAUAUGAGAGGAGGUGUGAUCAUCUGCUUCCUCAUGGCCACAAUACUGACAGAGUUAGCCUGCUGGGAACACAGCACAGUUCAACCAAACAGAGAAACAAUGGCGAGUCUGCUGCCGUCACUGACUGAGUCACGUUCCAUAAUAAUGUCAGCACAAUAUAAGUGUUACUUAAAAAUCAUCAGAGAUCCACCAUAUAAAAUGAAAGGGUCCUACUGCAGUCGUACCUGGGAUGGAUGGCUCUGUUGGGAGGACGCUCCUGCCAAGUCAACCUCUGUGCAGCAUUGCCCUAACUACUUCCAGGACUUUGAUUACACGGAAAAGGUAACCAAGAUUUGCACCGAGAAAGGAAGGUGGUUCCAACAUCCAGAGAGCAACCGAACAUGGUCUAACUACACCCAGUGUACAGCGUAUACCGAGGGGAAACAGAUGACUGCAACAAUUCUCUAUUACGUGGCCAUCACAGGACAUGGAAUCUCCAUCUUGUGCUUAUUGAUUGCCCUUUGUAUUUUCUUCCAUUACAAGAGUCUCAGCUGUCAGAGAAUCUCACUGCACAAAAGCCUCUUUGUAUCGUACCUCCUCAACUCCAUAAUCACCCUCAUUUGGCUGUCAGCGGUGGCAAACAACAAGGAACUGGUGGAAAGGAACCCUGUUGGCUGUAGGAUAUUACUCUUUGUUCACUUGUACUUGAUUGGAUGCAAUUACUUCUGGAUGCUGUGUGAAGGGGUCUACCUGCACACUCUCAUUAUCGUGGCUGCAUUUGUGGAGGAGCAAAAUUUAUUCUGGUACUACGUACUUGGAUGGGGGUUCCCACUGAUUCCAGCCAUUAUACAUGCGAUUGCCAGGAGCAUGUACUACAAUGACAAUUGCUGGAUGAGUUCUGACACUGUUCUUCUGUACAUUGUCCAUGGCCCAGUCUGUGCUGCAUUACUGGUCAAUCUGUUCUUUCUGCUGAACAUUGUUCGUGUCCUUAUUACCAAGCUGAGGGUGACACACCACGUACAAUCUAAAGUCUACAUGAAGGUUGUCCGAGCCACGCUGAUCCUUGUGCCGCUCAUGGGGAUUCAGUUUAUUCUGAUUCCAUCCAGACCUGAAGGACAUCUGAUUCGGAAGAUUUAUGAUCAUGUGAUACACGUUUUUGCACAUUAUCAGGGUUUACUGGUGACAUUGAUAUUCUGCUUCUUUAAUGGAGAGGUACAAGUUGCAUUGAAGAAGCACUGGUCAAAGUAUAGGGACCAGAGCAAUCACCAGUUUAAUAACUUGGAUGGUUCCCAUUCCAAUGCUACAUCAAUGUCAGAGAUUACCCGAAACUCUCUGGCACAGUCCAUCAGCAACCACCGAACCAAUGGCAAGAGCUGGUGUGAGACUAUCCCACUGAAAGAAAUAGGCAACCCUGUGUGAGGGGUUUCCUUACCCAACCCCUUUAAAGAUUUUUUCCCAUAUACAGGGGAAAGUGUGUGUAUAUAUAUAUAGCAAGUCGUAUUCUUGAAUUGUGGUAAUAGCUCCAAGCUCCAUUUAACAGAAUGAGGUGCAGUCCGUGUGGAUCGGAAAUACACAGACGUUUUCUUCAGAACAUAGCAGCUUACUUCUGGUUCCGUUGAACAAGUACCAUUAAAACUCUCUCUACACUUGAUUAUGGAACUAACCCAUUGCGCCUGUUCCUUUGAACAAUUUGACAGGCCAAGGUGAUUAAAACAUCAUCUGAGGGGCAAAGCUCUUAAAGUUGGAAUUUCAGAUCUGGUAAGAGCAAUUCAACGAUGUGCAUUUUGAUAGCAGCUUCAACGUGGGAAAAUGUUUCAAGGUGCUUCAUUUUUUUUUUGCCAAAUUGCUCUGUAAGACCUUGGGAAACUUGUGAAGAAACUGAGAUGAGAUGGCUCUGAGCAGAGUGACUGCCUGACUCUAACCAGUAAUGUACAAGAUAGCAAUGUAAGACGGUUUCUAUGUAUCUUCCCUGGCUGCCAAGCUUCACAAAGUGUACUUUACAACUGUUGUUUGGGAGGCUAAUAUGAUCGUUUCCUUUGUCUUUUAAUGAUUUAAAUGGUUCCAGUGAACAUUUCUGACUCAGGGACUUGGAUAGUCAAAUCCCAAAUUUGAAACUACUUUCCAUGAAUACGCAGGCUAUCCUAGGUACCAAUUGAAUUGGAGCUUCAUUUAAAGUGGCUGUUUUCUCAAAUUCUCCUGCUUUGAAUUGUUAAGGAUUAAUCAUGUCAAGCUGCUCCAAGAAUCACAAACAUUGCGAUUAAAGUUAGCUUUGUACAUUGCUGCCCCUUUCUCCGGGUCUGGCUAAGUGACUUCUUUCAAAUUGUACCCAUAUUAGGGGAGCAUGUUAAUUUUUAGAGGUUUACACUUGUGUCUGUCUUUAUCCCUAAUAUUGUUAAGACUUCUGCAGUUACUUCCCAGAAUUAUUCUUAUGAGCUGACUGGCAUUGGAGGAAGGUUUCAGGAUUGUGUAUACAAAAAUCAGUCUGCGACUGGAUUGAGCAUUACCUCAACUGGAACAAGUAAUUGAAUCAUGCUCCCAUGGUAGCUGACUGUACACUCCUGUUAUUUAUAUUAUCCACAUAAAAUGGUCAUAUGUUGAAAAAGCAAUGUCACCAGGUACCACGCCACCACUGGCUCGUCCAAGAAAAGCUUUUACUCAAUAACCAUUUUCUGAUCUUUAAGUUUUUCAGGAUUUCUCUCUAAAAUCUGUAUGGAACAAGACCACAGUAAUCCAAGGGACAACAUUGGCGGUGAUCCUGCCCUAGUGACAUGAUGAAAAGACAGAAUAAGGGCCUGGAUUUAAUUGUUACAUUGUUGCUCCUUUCCGCACCUUGGGCAGCAACGCUACCGUUUCUUUAGCAUUUGUUCCCCCCCCCCCCGAGGCUGAAUUGUUAGUUUGACGCUCAGCCCAGCGCGGGUGGGAAGUGUACAAGGAGCGGACCAGACUCGAACCUGGGACACUUGCCUCGAGGUCCAGUGCAAGUACCACCACGCCACCGGCUGGCUAAAUUGUUACAUUAUGUUGAGUUAAUUAAUGCCAUGCAGUACUUGUCCUGGAUUUAUUUCACAUGCUAAAUGAAGAAGUAUUUUAUUGAAUGAAUCAUGAGAUUCUGCAGAUACUGGAAAUUGCAGGUCGUUGGGUGACAGUCAGAGGGGGGAAUGCGAAGGUGAGCAGACAGGUAGUGCAGAGCACCCCUGUAGCCAUUCCCCUGAAUAAUAAGUUUACCGUCCUGGAUACUGUUGGCAGGGACGACCGACCAGGUGUGAACCACGGUGGCAGGGCCUCUGGCACUGAGUCUGACCCGGCGGUGCAGAAGAGUGGGACGGAGAAGAGAAGAGCUUUCGUCAUUGGAGACUCUAUAGUCAGGGGAGCAGACAGGAGAUUUUGUGGACAUGAGGACAUCUGCAUGGUUUGUUGCCUCCCGGGUGCAAGGGUCCGGGAUGUCUCUGACCGGGUGCACGACAUCCUGGGAAAGCAACCAGAAGUCGUGAUACAUGUUGGGACCAACGACACAGGCAGGAAGAGGGAUGAGGUCCUGAAAUGUGAGUUUAGGGAACUAGGCAGAAGACUGAAGAAUAGGACCUCAAGGGUGGCGUUCUCAGGAUUGCUGCCAGUGCUACGUGACGGUGAUGGUAAGAAUUGGAGGAGAUGGCAGUUGAAUACGUGGCUGAGGAGUUGGUGCAGGGAGCAGGGUUUUAGAUUUUUAGAUCAUUGGGAUCUCUUCUGGGGAAGGUGGGACCUGUAUAGAUUGGAUGGGUUGCACCUGAACUCGAGGGGGAGCAAUGUCCUUGCAGGUAGGUUUGCUAGCAUGGUUCGGGAGGGUUUAAACUAAUUUGCAAGGGGGAUGGGACCCAGAGCGAUAGAGCAGUGAAAGAAGUGCAUGGAGUAAAGCCAGACCUAACAUAUAGAGAGGCUUUGAGGAAAGAGAAGCAGAAUAAACGGUGUAAAUUCUGUAAGGUAGAAGGGCUGAAGUGUGUGUACCUCAAUGCAAGAAGCAUCAGGAACAAAGGUGAUGAACUGAGAGCUUGGAUACAUACAUGGAAUUAUGAUGUAGUGGCCAUUACAGAGACUUGGCUGGCACCAGGGCAGGAAUGGAUUCUCAAUAUUCCUGGA
Messenger RNA from Mobula hypostoma (lesser devil ray), 4597 nucleotides. Its product is annotated as calcitonin gene-related peptide type 1 receptor-like. Gene Ontology annotation, molecular function: calcitonin receptor activity; adrenomedullin receptor activity; calcitonin gene-related peptide receptor activity. The record is from RefSeq and is a predicted model, not a curated record. Gene Ontology annotation, cellular component: plasma membrane. Lineage: Eukaryota; Metazoa; Chordata; Chondrichthyes; Myliobatiformes; Myliobatidae. Bases 509 to 1903 code for a protein of 464 amino acids. Gene Ontology annotation, biological process: adenylate cyclase-activating G protein-coupled receptor signaling pathway; cell surface receptor signaling pathway; angiogenesis. The transcript has 13 exons.